Toxotes jaculatrix (banded archerfish) is the source of this 6303-nucleotide messenger RNA. It is a transcript of the gene cdk19, whose product is annotated as cyclin-dependent kinase 19. Gene Ontology annotation, biological process: protein phosphorylation. Gene Ontology annotation, molecular function: cyclin-dependent protein serine/threonine kinase activity; ATP binding; RNA polymerase II CTD heptapeptide repeat kinase activity. Gene Ontology annotation, cellular component: mediator complex; nucleus; cytosol. NCBI's taxonomy places the organism in Eukaryota, Metazoa, Chordata, Actinopteri, Toxotidae. The record is from RefSeq and is a predicted model, not a curated record. The transcript has 13 exons. Bases 116 to 1597 code for a protein of 493 amino acids.
CCAAAAUCCCAAACAAGGAAAUGGUGGGGGAAUAAAACGACCAGAUUAUUUAAUUAAUGCAUGUAAUAAUUAAUAUUUUAUUUUAUUGUAAAUUAAGACGUAUUUAUGGGUUAAAAUGGAUUACGACUUCAAAACAAAGCUGGCGGCCGAGAGAGAGAGAGUAGAAGAUCUGUUCGAAUAUGAAGGUUGCAAAGUGGGUCGAGGCACCUACGGGCACGUUUAUAAAGCUAAGCGCAAAGACGGGAAAGAUGAAAAGGAGUAUGCACUGAAACAAAUAGAAGGCACUGGAAUCUCAAUGUCUGCCUGCAGGGAAAUUGCUCUCUUGCGAGAACUGAAACACCCGAAUGUGAUCGCCCUGCAGAAAGUGUUCUUGUCCCACAGCGACAGAAAGGUUUGGCUCCUCUUCGACUAUGCCGAACAUGAUCUCUGGCACAUCAUCAAGUUCCACCGCGCUUCCAAGGCCAACAAGAAACCCAUGCAGCUGCCCCGAGGGAUGGUGAAGUCUCUGCUGUAUCAGAUUCUGGAUGGGAUCCAUUACCUCCAUGCCAACUGGGUGCUCCAUAGGGAUCUGAAACCAGCUAACAUCUUGGUGAUGGGAGAAGGUCCUGAACGAGGAAGAGUUAAAAUCGCUGACAUGGGUUUCGCCAGGCUCUUCAACUCUCCCCUCAAGCCCCUGGCGGACCUUGACCCCGUGGUGGUGACUUUCUGGUACAGGGCCCCUGAGCUUCUGCUGGGGGCCCGGCAUUACACCAAAGCUAUUGAUAUUUGGGCAAUCGGCUGCAUCUUUGCGGAGCUGCUAACAUCGGAGCCCAUCUUUCACUGUCGCCAAGAAGACAUCAAGACCAGUAACCCCUUCCACCACGACCAGCUGGACCGGAUAUUCAGCGUCAUGGGUUUCCCUGCAGAUAAGGACUGGGAAGACAUUAGGAAGAUGCCGGAGUACCCCACUCUGCAGAAGGACUUCAGGAGGACAACGUAUGCAAACAGCAGCUUAAUCAAAUACAUGGAGAAGCAUAAAGUCAAACCAGACAGCAAAGUUUUCCUGUUGCUCCAGAAACUCCUCACCAUGGACCCCACCAAAAGAAUCACAUCAGAGCAGGCACUGCAGGACCCGUACUUCCUGGAGGACCCACUACCAACCACUGAUGUGUUUGCCGGGUGUCAGAUACCGUACCCGAAACGCGAGUUUCUCAACGAAGACGAGCCGGAGGAGAAAACAGAGAAGAACCAGACUCAGCAGCACCAGCAGACGACCGGCCAGACUCAGGCCCAGAACCAGCAGCAGACCACAGCCCAACAGGCACCCUCCCAGCAGAGCUCCGCCCAGACAAACGGUACCGCCGGAGCCACGGGGGCCACCGCCGGCGGGGGUUUACAACACGGCCAGGACCAGGGGCCACCCAACAAGAAACCUCGGAUCGGGCCCUCCGGGGCCUCCUCAGGCACAGGGGUGUUACAGUCAGAGUAUCAGCACUCCGGCUCCCGCCUUGGUUACCAAAGCAACGUCCAAGGUUCCACCCAGCCCCAGAGCACCAUGGGAUACUCAUCAUCAUCCCAGCAGAGCUCCCAGUACACCCACCAGACACACCGUUACUGAGGGCUCCCGGUCACUCCUGAACCAGCAGAGGAGUUGUCAGCCUCCUCCUCCUCCUCCUUCUUCUUCAGACAACCCUCAGCAACCUCCGCUGAUGUCACCGGAUGCCCUCAGGCUCCCGCAUCCUGCUCGGACCUCCCCUCCUCCACCCACCACGCCCCACCCCCCAUCACCCCCCACCCCUAUGUGCAUUGCAUCAUUCCAAGUCAACCAAUCCCUCAUCUUUGACCUCUUAGCUGACAGCCUUCAUCAGCACUGGAACAUGAAGGCAAACAAACAUAGGAACCAAAAAAAAAAAAAAAAAAGAAAGAAAAAAAAGACAGAGAAUCUAACCAGAAGUUCUGCCUCAUCAGGCUGGUGAACCAUUUUUAAAAGAACUGAAAAUAAUGUAAGAUAGAUGUGAAGGCGUCUCUCACACAAACACACACACACACAGAGACUGAGAACCAUGGCACUUACAAACACAAUGUUCCUCACGAGGAAGAAUUGCAGCUGUGUCCAUAUAUGUACAUUAUAUAGCACCUUUUUUUUAUUUGAUUGUUCUUUUUUUCUCGCUUUUUUUGCUAGUUUUCCAGUUUACCUUGAUAGUUGAUGUCAUUGUAAAUAUUGUUACAUAUGGAAGCUAUCAGAUGAAAUGAAACACAGGAGGAAAAGCAGCCUUUGCUGUCAUUGCUAGUGUACUAUUACCUUGGAUAAUCAAAAGAAAGCUUUGAGCUAACCCUGAAAAAAACAACACAGUCAGUGUUUCUACACAGAGAAAAAAAAAAUCAGCUCUUUAGCUGAUACAGUUGCAGGGAAAUAAAUGCGCAAUUUAACUUAAUCCUCUUAUUAUAGGGUUUCUGUAUUUAGACCAGUCUUUGUCCAGAUUUGGAUUUUGGAAAAUAAGAAAAGCGGCCGUCGUCCUUUUACAGCUCCAGAUUCUGUAUAUUCCGAUUCACUCCGCUUACCUUUGGAGAUACGAAUCGUUUGACGGGCCGAGCUUUUUCUUCCUCUGACCACGGCAGCAUGUUCAGGAGGCUUUAAGACAUCCUCCCGUUCGUGGCCUGGCAGCUCCAAGGCGUUUUUCUUAAUCGGGAGCUGCUGACGGACGCUAUGCUCUGACACCCAUCUCAUCGUGGAUCCUCAAGACUUUCAAGGUUUCUGAACACAGAUGUGCACAUAAAACGUACAGGGCAGCUAACAGUACCCCACACCGCCCCCCUCAUAUGCUUCUUGAGACUGUUACUGCCUGAUGUCAGAUUGUUGUUGUUUUGUUUUUUUUUAUUAAGGUUUUAUUGUUAUCAUUGUUGCCCUGUGAGUGAGUAUGUGUGAGUGUGUGUGUGUGUGUGUGUGUAUAUACAGUAUGUUUUUUAUGCAUGUUGUUUAUCCUUUUACUUACUAGAACUGCACUGACCGCUGAACCAAUCUGCAAAGAGCUGGAACAAAUGUUGGGUGAGUUUUGUCGCCCGGAUCACCCGUCCUCUCCCACCUCUCCCACUCUUGCCGAGCACUGAGCAGAACUUCGAUGAGGGGCACAUUCAAAGCCAGUGGGUGCGUUUCUUUUAAUACACACCUGUGUAAGUGAUGUAAAUGAUCACUGCCUCUACUGCAAAGUAUUCUUUUCUAUUUAGUGCUUUUAAAAAUAAUUUUUAUAUAAAGUAAAAACACCUAAAUGUUAUCUGAAUUUGAAUUAAUGAGUCAAACUAUUAGAAAACCUUUUGAAAUAGUCAGUGGUGGAAUGUAACUAAGUGCAUUGUAAGGAGCUUAUUCAGUGUCUUGCUGAGAAUUAGGUGAGACGAUUGAUACCUCUCUCCUACCUGUAUCCUAAGGAUGAUGCUACCACCAGCAGCCAGCUAGCUUAGCUUAGCAUAAAGACAGAUAACAGCUAGCCUGGCUCUGUCUGAAGGUGUCAAGAUCCACCUACGGGUAUCUCUGAAGCUCACUGAUUUACAUCUAUAUCUUGUUUAUUUAAUCUGUACAGAAACCUAAGUGUAAAAAAGACAAUUUGCAGUUUCUUCUUAUUUCUUUCAACUUAUUUCUUGGCCAGGACUAGUUGCCAGGCAACCAGCAGCGACUCCAGAAAGCUACUUGUCCACAGCCAAGAAAUAGUCUGACACGUGAUCUGUAAAAUGCCUUAUUGGGCCAAAAGGGGAAAAAAAAAAGCAAAUAAUUUUGACAUUCCCAAAAUGUCAAAAUUUUCCUUUAAGUACUUUGUACUUCUACUCCACUACAUUUCAAAAUAAAAUAACCAUACUUUUUACACCACUACAUUUAGUUAAGAGCCUCAGAUACAGAACAUAUGGUAUGAACACCUUCUAAAUGAUCAUGCUUUGUUCAUUUGUGCAUUUGUCAUUAUAGUCUCUAACUGAAACCUAACCCCUUAGUUUUUCUCAAAAUGUGAUAAAUAAUAAAAAAUAAUAAAAUAAAAUAAUAAAAAUCAUCAGAGCAGUAAAUCUAUAUUUUCAUGGCCAAUUCAUUUGUUUAUAGUAUUUUCUAAAAUCAAAUUUCAUCUGUUGCCAAAAUUGUAUUUUGUAAGAGUAAAUGCUACUUUUUAAUACACCAAUAAUAAUCACCUUGUAGUGUAAUCUAUAUAUAUAACACUUUGAAAUGGGCCACUCUACAGUGCUUUUAUUUUUAAUUAAGUAAAUUUAUCUGAUCUCGGAAGAGACUUCAGUUAGAGCAGAUCUUCACUGUUAUCCAGGUUUGCUUUCUGCUUCUCUUCCUUUCAUUUGCCCAAAGCGUGCUCCAUCCUCACUGGUCCUACUUGGUCACAUGACCGCUCAUCCUGCAGGUUGUAUUAAAGAACGCACCCAGUGACUCCAUUGUAACUGUAACUGCAACUGUGUUUUGCUCCAGUACAGACGUGGACAGGGCAGGCUUUUUGGGGGGAGGGGGCAGUGUUUGUCAGUGGGAUGAGGAAACACUGACAUCUUGUGGCUGAAAUGAGAACUGGACCUCUGUCCUUUGUUAAACUGUACAAGUAGAUACAACUGUUUCUGCGAGAGUUAAAGUAAUUUUCAUCAGAAAAUGCAAGACAUGCUGUUUUGGUGUAAAACUGAUAUUACUCUUAUGUCUAGUCAUGUUUCACAACUGCUUAAAGCAGCCACCUCUUUUGCUGUCAGUAAGACAAUAAUGAUUCUUAUUUGCAUCUCACCACUAAAACGUUUCUCCUGAAGGCUUUUUGUUUCAUGCACAGAUGCUAAGAUGAGUCUGUGGCCUCAGAUUCGGUUCUAAAAAUGAGACUCUUUCUGCAAAAUGUGUGUCAGUCUUGCAGCAGCAGAGGUGGAUUUAUAUCAGUCGAUGUUAUGGGUCAGGGGUCACUUCUAUCCAAACCGCAUUUCCGUAAAACGGCAGACGUAAUGUUUUUGGAUUCCGCUUUUUAAAGCAAAAACAAAAUCAUGGAAGUGGAGGAAUUUGUAACAAAUGCAGAUGAGUUUAGCAGGAUUUAUGUCAAAUCCUGACUUUUCUCUUGAAAACCUGAAGAGAUUUCAAAAUACCAUAUGUGGAAAAACUGACAUUGUUUUUUGAAAAAAAAGUGAAAAAUUGAAAAUGAUUAAUGAUCAGCCUUCUAGAGAGCUGGCGUCGCCUCCAAACUAGCUUCUGAUCCACUAGCUUCUGUAACUCAAUGCAGUCACCCAGUGAGUAUUUUAUUUUUCACUGGUCUUUCGAAAAGUGUGUUCCUGGGUUCCUGGCUAUUAGAAGGUGAAAUCUUUACAAUCUUAGUUAAACUUACCAGGAAAAUUUACCAGCGUAGAUACUUACAACAUCAUGACUUGGUUUGUUUCUGUCCAUAACAACCAAAAAUACUCUGUUCUGAUGUCAUUUUGCCAGCUGGCUAAAAGACCUGUUCACAUAAGCUAGGAUUAUUUCACAUAAGCUUCACUUUGGCUCUCUAUAAAGUUGAUAAAGUUAGCAAACAAGUCCGUAUCUGACGCACCUGAACAUGAGUCCAAUAUUCAGUCUUCUUUUAGCUCCCGUUUGGUCUCCACCAAGUCCUGAGAAAAAUGUCUGGUUUUUUAGCUGCCAAAUAUUUUAUUACUAGCUAGUUGCUUGUUUUCUGUUCGGUGCUAGGCAGCUAGCUUACAGUCAGUUGUUAGGGUUUUUUUUUCCAUCAAAAACAUUUGCAGUAUGUCAAAAACCAGGCUGGAAGCCCAAAAGAGUGAGCUAAAAGAGGCUAAACUGCCCAUACCUGGGUGAUAAUUCAUGGUUUCUUCACCUUAAGCAACACCUUUUAGUCAUUUGAACCAUUGUCGAUCUAACAAUAUUUAUUAGCGCAGCUUUAAAGACAAACUUCAGGUAAGGAAUUCCCACCUGAAAUGUACAUGUAAAGCAUUUCGGAAGUGAGCUCCUCAUCAUACUGCUUCAGUGGUUUGCUUCACCAUUCCCACUCUUCUGCUUUCCGACAGUCCGGAAGACAGAUCCGGGGGUGGGGGGACGCAGCUUGUCCGGUUCUAUUUGACGAGGGAUCAAAACCAGCAGCUAUUCGAAGGUUUCCUCCUCCCUUUAGUGUGCGUGUAUUUGAAGUCAAACUGAGCAGCGACGAGGACACGUUUAGACACUUUGUUGUAAAAUUUCUCUCUCCACACAAGCGAGGUGUCACUAGUAUUAUUAUUAUUAUUGUUAUUAUUAUUGAGCACGAGGCUCUUUUGGACAAUUUACUGUCAAACAACUUCUAUGCAAAAGAAAAAAAAAAAAAAAAAUCCCAGUCUAAAGCUUUCACCUGUGCUUAG